This is a messenger RNA of Spodoptera frugiperda (fall armyworm), 2216 nucleotides long. RefSeq names its product ecdysone oxidase. NCBI's taxonomy places the organism in Eukaryota, Metazoa, Arthropoda, Insecta, Lepidoptera, Noctuidae. The transcript has 4 exons. The record is from RefSeq and is a predicted model, not a curated record. Gene Ontology annotation, molecular function: ecdysone oxidase activity; flavin adenine dinucleotide binding. The coding region runs from base 269 to 2014 and encodes 581 amino acids.
AAUUUAGUUAAUGUCUCGUUGUGUGUUAUUGUUCGACUCCAUAUCUCUGGGAUCAACAAGCCUCGUUAGAUCUUCAGAUUAAAAAGUCGGAUUUUGAAUAUUAUCUGUUAUUGUGUGAAGUUUGGAAUUACGUUCAAUAAUUCUAGAUUAGUAUAACUGGUGAUAAGUGAAUGUAAACUAUAACGCAUCGUGCUCUACGCCGACAACAGGCACCGCUCCUCAAACCUUCCUAUCAGCAAUACAGUUCUUUGCUGCAGCACAAUGUGUAAUGCCAGAGGAUCCAGUACCGAACCCAGAUAUACCAAAUUAUGAAAAAUUUGACUUCAUAAUCGUCGGAGCUGGAACGGCUGGCAGCGUGGUGGCAAACAGACUGAGCGCAAUACCAGAAUGGAAUGUUUUACUAAUAGAAGCUGGUGAUGAUGCACCAGUGGAGGCUGCUAUUCCUGCACUAGACAAAGGAAUGUUUCAAACGAAAUAUGAUUGGUCUUACUUAACCAAAAAUAAUGGAAGAACAAACGGAGCUAAUAUAAAUGGAUCCAUAUUUUGGCCACGUGGAAAAAUGAUUGGAGGAUGCAGUAACCUAAAUGCUAUGAUAUAUGCACAGGGAAGUGAUCAAGACUAUCAAAACUGGGUGGACCUUGGUAAUCCGGAAUGGAGUGUCGAAGAAGUUCGUCGGUGCUUUAGGAAAGCAGAAAAUUUUCAAGAUAUGAAAUUAUCUCAGAAUCCAGAAAUUUAUAAUCAUUAUGGACACAACGGGCCCCUAGUUAUUAACACAUUUAACACAACCUAUGGCGCAGUUACCCAAAGAAUUUUGUCUGCUUAUAACGACAGCGGUUUUAAAAAUGUACCAGAUUUAAAUGUAGCUCAGUCGUUAGGAUCUGGUGUAAUUAGAGCUACAGCUGCAUCUGGAAAGAGGCAAAGUCAUAGCAGAGCUUAUCUGGAUCCGAUACUUCAAAGGAAAAACUUAAAAAUUAUUAAAAAUAGCUUAGUAACAAAAAUUUUACUCAAACGAUUAUGUAAAACCGCUUAUGGUGUGGAAGUAGAACGAAAUUCGAAAAAAUAUACCUUUUUAGCCACCAAAGAAGUAAUUCUAAGUGCAGGUGCUGUAAAUUCUCCUCAAACGCUCAUGCUAUCUGGAGUAGGCCCAAAGUCACACUUGAAAUCUAAAAAUAUUCCUGUUUUAAUCGAUUCGCCGAAGGUUGGUCAAAAUUUGCAAGACCAUUGUAUAAUUCCCGUGCCAAUUUUUGGUGAUCAACCAGGACCACAAAAUGUAGCUGAUACACAGUUUGGAGCUAUUCAGUAUCUUUAUAAUCGUACAGGAUACUUAGCACAAAACAGUAUAGCUGACAUUUUAGCAUUUUAUUCGGAUGAUAUUAAUGCAACAUACCCGAAAUUUCAAAGUCAUGUUUCACUACUAUGGCAAAACAAUUCUAAUAUUCAACGGGCUCUUACAACUCGUUUUAGGCUCAAAGAUCAAGUAGCCCAGCCAUUGAUAGAAACGAACAAAAAUUAUACAUUAUACCUGUUCCUAUUUAAUCUUUUACAUCCAGAUUCUAGAGGAAACAUUUCUUUAAGUACUAAUAACCCGCGUGACUAUCCUAUUAUCAAUCCAAAUUAUUUUAUUGAUCCCGAAGAUUUGGAGUCAGCUGCAACCGGACUGAAAAUGCUUACAAAGAUGUUAAACACUACAGCUUUCCGAGAAAUCAACGCCUUUUUAGCAAGAAUGCAAUGGCCACCGUGUGAUGAUUAUGAAUUAGAUAGUAGAGAUUACUGGAAGUGUAUUUGUAUAGAGAUGGUACUAACCGUAUACCACCCUGUUGGAACAUGUCAGAUGGGACCUGACAUCAAAACCUCGGUAGUAGACAGUCGGUUGAGAGUCCAUGGAGCCCGAAACCUUCGUGUGAUAGAUGCCAGCAUCAUGCCAACACUGACCAGUGGUAACACUAACGGUCCAACUGGAAUGAUUGGAGAAAGAGGAGCAGAGUUGAUACUGGAAGACUACAAGAAAUUGUGAUUUAUUUCUACUUAAAAAUGAACAAUUUGUAAAUCUAUCAAAUAAGUUAUUUUUCCUGUAACUUUAUGUUAUUUUUCUCAUUUACUGCCAUAUUAAGAUUAACAAUGUAUGUAUCAUUUAAUGAUGUUAAUUGAAGACUUGUGUGUAGUUUGAAAAAAAACUAUUUUAAUUUAUAGCUGAAAAAAUAAAAUUUUAUAGUGGC